CUUGAGUCUCGCCAGUUGAGAGACUUAUACUUGUACUUUGACUUGGACAUAAUUUGUCCAAGAAUUGGGCAUCUAUGAUUCCAAAAGUGGACUCCCAGCCUCGCUCAGCCCCUUUCUCAGUCCAUAUCCCAAGACCUCAGUUAGUAUUCAGCUUCUCGGUUGAACGUCCAAGGGGACCAGCAGGAUUCACAGUCUCACGGCCUGAGAAUAAUCCUGUUCAUACACCACUCGAAAAGCUUGAAAUUUAUAAUGGUUGGAGGGGUCCGGGUUGACCUCUACGUUCAAAAUAGAAGGAG
Messenger RNA from Fusarium redolens, 296 nucleotides. RefSeq lists its product as uncharacterized. The coding region runs from base 75 to 272 and encodes 65 amino acids. NCBI's taxonomy places the organism in Eukaryota, Fungi, Ascomycota, Sordariomycetes, Hypocreales, Nectriaceae. The record is from RefSeq and is a predicted model, not a curated record. The transcript has a single exon.